UGCAACUUGGCGCGAAAAGUUUUGUUACGCUAUUGUCGUAGGAGCUUGCAUAUUAACAUGGAUGUGGCAGAACAAGCUGUAAAAUCUAAUCAAGUGAAAGAUUCUGUGGGAGAAAGGUGUUUGAAGUUAUUUCAAGACUUUUUGGAGGAGUUCCACGUGGAUGGAGAAGCCAAGUAUCUCCCAUUAGUUCAGGAACUUGUUAGACCUGAACGAAACACGCUAACUGUUAGCUUCGCAGAUGUUCAGACCUACAACCAGCAGUUGUCUACAACAAUAUUAGAAGAGUAUUAUCGGGUGUAUCCCUUCCUGUGCCGAGCUGUGAAGAACUAUGCACGCGACUGGGGCCAGAUACCACCUUCAAAAGAGUUCUACAUUAGCUUCACUGAUGUUCCAUCUAAACUGAAAGUUCGAGAGCUAAUGACCGCUAAGAUUGGAAGCCUGCUGCGCAUCACUGGACAGGUGGUUCGGACCCAUCCUGUGCAUCCAGAGCUUGUGAAUGGAACAUUCUUAUGUCUAGACUGCAGAACAGUCAUUAAGGAUGUGGAGCAACAGUUCAAGUACACACAGCCAACAAUCUGUCGAAAUCCAGUCUGCAGCAAUCGGUCACGUUUCAUGCUUGAUGUGAACAAGUCACGCUUUGUCGACUUCCAGAAAGUUCGAAUUCAAGAGACUCAAGCUGAACUUCCCAGAGGCAGUAUUCCUCGCAGUGUUGAGGUCAUACUUCGUGCAGAAGCAGUUGAAACUGCUCAGGCUGGAGACAGAUGUGAUUUUGUUGGUACUCUUAUUGUUGUUCCUGAUGUUGGCAGUUUAUCUUUAACAGGUGCUAGAGCAGAAACCUCUACUCGUGUAAAAGGUGGAGAAGGCCAAGAGUCGGAAGGAGUGCGAGGGUUAAAAGCUUUGGGUGUUCGCGACCUUACUUACCGUCUUGCCUUCCUGGCUUGUACAGUGCUGCCGUCAUCAGCAAGGUUUGGAGGCCGUGAUGUGAAUGAAGAAGAAAUGACAGCAGAAAUGAUCAAGAAACAGAUGACAGAGGAGGAGUGGCAGACUGUGUAUGACAUGAGUCAAGACAAGCAUCUGUACAACAAUCUUUGUUCAAGUCUUUUUCCUACAAUACAUGGCAAUGAUGAAGUCAAAAGGGGUAUUCUUCUCAUGCUUUUUGGAGGUGUUCCCAAGAUAACUAUCGAAAGGACACACUUGCGUGGUGAUAUUAAUGUAUGCGUUGUUGGAGAUCCAAGCACUGCCAAAUCACAACUUCUGAAACAAGUAGAAGGAUUUAGUCCGAGAGCUGUGUACACAAGUGGCAAAGCUAGCACUGCCGCUGGUUUGACUGCAGCUGUUGUGAAGGAUGAAGAGUCACACGAGUUUGUGAUUGAGGCUGGAGCAUUGAUGUUAGCAGACAAUGGUGUCUGCUGCAUUGAUGAGUUUGAUAAAAUGGAUCCCAAGGACCAAGUGGCCAUCCAUGAGGCCAUGGAACAACAGACAAUCUCAAUCACCAAAGCUGGAGUCAGGGCAACACUGAAUGCUCGUACCUCCAUUUUGGCUGCAGCCAAUCCAGUGUCAGGCAGAUAUGACCGUUCACGCUCCUUAAAACAAAACUUGAACAUGACUGCACCUAUUAUGUCACGCUUUGAUCUUUUCUUUGUGCUUGUUGAUGAAUGCAACGAGGUCACAGACUAUGCCAUUGCAAGACGCAUUGUGGAUCUUCACAGUAGAUUGGAAGAAUCUGUAGAGCGCACCUAUUCUGUGGAAGAUAUUCGUCGCUACAUAUCCUUUGCUCGCCAGUUUAAACCCAAAAUUGGUACAGAAGCCCAGGAGUACAUGAUUGAAGAGUAUAAACGUUUAAGACAGCGAGACUGCUCGGGUGCAGGUAAAUCUUCAUGGAGAAUCACCGUCCGACAGCUGGAGAGCAUGAUUCGUCUCUCAGAAGCGAUGGCCAGGAUGCACUGUCAGGAGGAGGUGCAGCCAAAGCAUGUUAAAGAAGCCUUCCGUUUGCUCAAUAAAUCAAUAAUCCGUGUGGAGCAACCAGACAUUCAUCUUGAGGAGGGUUCCGAUGUGGAAGAUGAGGCAACAGAACCGAUGGAUGAGGACAAAGAAACUUCAGCCGAAUCUCAACCAGUCAAUGGGGAGGCAUCACCAGGUGCCGAAGAAAAAGACCCAGCCCCAAUCACUGUCAAGCGUUCUCUGAAGCUAUCGUAUGAAGAGUACCGACAGAUGGGAAAUCUGCUGGUCCUGCACAUGCGCAGACAAGAAGAGCAAGAGGAAGAAGGAGAUUCUGGAAUGCACAAGAGUAAACUGAUUGCCUGGUACCUCAGAGAAAUUGAAAAUGAAGUUGAGUCUGAGCAAGAGCUGUUGGAGAAAAAGACCCUUGUUGAAAAAGUCAUUGACAGACUCAUCCAUGUUGACAAUGUGCUCAUUGAGUUGCGACAGACAGGCCUCCAACCUCAAACAAAACAUGGGGAGUCAUCAUUAAUCAGAGAAGACGAUCCUAUCCUUGUGGUGCAUCCAAACUUUGUUAUCGAUGCUUGAAAUAUUAACUGAAGACUGUGUACAACAUGAAUGCUGCAGGAGAAAAUAUUAGAGAAGAUUGUGAUGGAAUAUGAAAACUUGCAAUAAAAAUGGAAGGUAU
Molecule: messenger RNA, 2626 nt
Organism: Pomacea canaliculata
Lineage: Eukaryota; Metazoa; Mollusca; Gastropoda; Architaenioglossa; Ampullariidae
Product: zygotic DNA replication licensing factor mcm6-B-like
Exons: 17
Coding region: 58-2526 (822 amino acids)
Biological process (GO): mitotic DNA replication; double-strand break repair via break-induced replication; DNA replication initiation
Cellular component (GO): MCM complex; nucleus
Molecular function (GO): ATP binding; single-stranded 3'-5' DNA helicase activity; single-stranded DNA binding
Source: RefSeq, a predicted model, not a curated record